Cryphonectria parasitica EP155 is the source of this 799-nucleotide messenger RNA. RefSeq lists its product as uncharacterized. Lineage: Eukaryota; Fungi; Ascomycota; Sordariomycetes; Diaporthales; Cryphonectriaceae. The transcript has 4 exons. The record is from RefSeq and is a predicted model, not a curated record. Gene Ontology annotation, biological process: mitochondrial respiratory chain complex I assembly. The coding region runs from base 113 to 709 and encodes 198 amino acids.
AACAAGCUCGCAACCUCAAAGGCAUCUGUCAACCAGCCCGACAACCAAUUGACCUCCCCCUCCACCCCCUCCCUGUCGACAGUCACAACAACACCGGCACCUACCAUCCGAGAUGGCGCCCCACGGUGAAAGCGACGAGUAUCACCCGGGUGACGCUCUCGCAGCAGGCGUCAAGGGCGCCAUGAUCACGGGUGCUGCAGGCCUCUUCGCCGCCAGUGUCAAAAACGCGACGCGCAAGACGAACGUCGGCGCCCUGAGCGUCUUCACCAAGAGCGGUGGAUUGAUCUUCACAUUCACUGCCGUCGGCGGUACCUUCGAAUUCUUUAAACAAGCGUCUGCAAACCUGCGCCAGAAGAACGAUCACUACAAUGCCGGUAUUGGCGGCUUUCUUGCCGGCUCUUUACUAGGCAUGAGAAGUGGUCGCAUGUCCGUCAUCCUGGGGUACGGUGCCGCCACUUCGGUAGCGCUGAGCCUCUUCGAAUACUCAGGCGGCAGUCUGAGAGGAAAGACGCCCGAGAUAGCAGGCAUGGAUGCUGCCGAGAGGAGAGAUUACCUGCGGAAGAUCCGGAGGAAGCCGAUUGAGGAGACAUUGGAGGGAGUGGGCGAGGGUCGAGGAAUUCAACCACCAGGCUACCAGGAGCGUCGGCGGGAGAGGCUCAAGGAGAACUACGGCUUUGAGGUCAAUCCUGUGUCAGCAGAUGUGGCAUGAGUGCUGGUUUAUCCUGCUGGCGUGUACAUACUAGAGCUCCCAACCCAGGAGCAGGAUCUGUCAAGGACUGAAUCAAUUUUUGUUUUCUAC